This is a messenger RNA of Venturia canescens, 4612 nucleotides long. RefSeq names its product inactive tyrosine-protein kinase 7-like. Gene Ontology annotation, cellular component: axon; plasma membrane. The record is from RefSeq and is a predicted model, not a curated record. The transcript has 9 exons. Gene Ontology annotation, molecular function: ATP binding; cell-cell adhesion mediator activity; protein kinase activity. Gene Ontology annotation, biological process: protein phosphorylation; homophilic cell-cell adhesion; axon guidance. Lineage: Eukaryota; Metazoa; Arthropoda; Insecta; Hymenoptera; Ichneumonidae. Bases 305 to 3637 code for a protein of 1110 amino acids.
UUCGUGAGGUCGCGCGUGUGGCGCGUUUUUGUAGUUUUUUACGAAUUUUAACUCCGUUUUUUUUACCGAUUGGCUUACCACGGACAAUUUUGCGAUCCCGUAUCUUUGCAAUCGUCAACGGUGAGGUCGAAAUAAGAGAAGAGAUCCCCGGGGAUUUUUGACAGACGCGAAAAUGACGUUCUGGUGAAGAACCCCUCAAAACAAAGAACUUUAAGUGCAUCCUGAGCUUACCGGAAAAUUAUAUUUUUAGUUAUAACUAAAACGAAGACAAAUAUUGUCUCUCUUCGGAGAGUGAUCGCGAAGGAUGUGUUUCCUCGUGCGGAGCUCGCUUCUUCUAUGCCUCGCAUUAUCGGUGAGCUCUCAACUGGAGGGAGAGCUCUUUUUUUCGGUGAGUCCAAAGGAUCAUACGGAAGUGGAAGGGACGCCGGUGCGUCUGCGAUGCGAAACGGUACCGAGCAAGGGAGUGAAAUACUCUUGGAAAAUCGACGGGCAACAAUUAGCACCGAGUCCUCGGAGGCAUCUCGUCGGUGGCGAUUUGUACAUAACGAGGGUCAACCGCAUCUUUGACAGUGGCAAUUUCGUUUGCGUGGCUCAUCACGAGGCGACGGGUAACACGAUCGAGAGUUCGCCAGCUAAAAUCGACGUCCAAUGGAUCAGCGAAGCGAGCGUCAUUCUCGUCUCACCGAAAUUCUCGUCUCUUACUAAAAGCGGCGGUGAUGUCGAGCUUCGAUGUCACGUGGACGGAUCCGGCGACCUCCGAUACGAGUGGUUCAAGAAUACCGAAAGUCUCGCGAGGAACGAUCGCGUUGACAUAAAGAAAAACAAGAAAUUACACAUUCGCAAAGUAGACCCCGAGGACAACGGCGUCUACACUUGUUUGGCGAGAAACGAGGCUGGAUCAUCGCCGAUAAAAGAGAGUUUUCCCCUGGUCGUGCCAGGCAACGCGACCGCGACGAUCAAGGUUGUGCCACAAAAUUUAAUCGUCAAACGCGGUGAGCCCGCCGUCAUGCAUUGCGUUUACGAAGACGCUGACGCUGUCAACUGGUACUUGAAGUCAAUCGGGCCUGUGGAGACUGACGACGAGAAAAUUGUUCUCGACAACGGUACCCUCGUUAUAAGAGCCGCGGAACAUCGUGAUCAAGGAGUUUACGCGUGUCACGGUAUCAGAGACGAGACUGUGCAGAUCUACACCGCUGAGCUACGAAUUGCCUAUUUACAAAACUUGUCGGUCGCAUCUUUUGAGCCGCGAUUACGAGAACAAUUGGCAAUAGUGGGCGAAGACCAAGAGCUCCAGGUAAGCUGCUUAGAACCCUCGGGCCUUCCUGCGCCACGUGUUUACUGGAAAGAUCCACGUGGGCAUAUAAUUAGCGACUCCGGUCCGGUGAGGGUUCAGGACAAUACAUUGAUCGUUGGCAAAGCGAGGAUCAAAGAGGAUGCUGGAAACUAUACGUGCGUUGCUGAGAACCUUGCUGGAGAAUCCGAGAUGGAAGUUCAAGUCGUUGUUUCGACCCCAGCGAACUUGACAAGUUCGCCCGAGUCAUUAGAAAUAAUGGAGGGUGAGUCCGCGACCUUGGCGUGCUCCUAUUCGGGGAUGGAGCCCCCCGUGACCCGCGUUCAGUGGCUCAAAGAUGGCGAGCCACUGAAAGAGACCGGUGGGCCAACGCGGCACAGAAUUUCCGUCCGAAACGGGAACGCGACUCUCCACUUCAAAUCGGCUUAUCUCUUGGACAAGGGUAAUUACGCGUGUGAAAUUACGACCAAAGGUUUCGAGCCUCUCAUCAGCGAAAGCGCCAGUCUCGUUGUCCGCGAAAAGCUCAAAUUUUCACCACCCCCCGUCGACAAAAAACUCGAACUCGGAUCGAACGCCAGAGUCUCGUGCAAAGCUCAAGGCACCACCAAUCCUUCGGUCAAAUGGAUCAAGGAUGACGAGGACAAAGAAUUCCCGAAACAUGUUCAAGACAUUAAUGGAACUUUGCACUUCAAUGGCGUCGUCGACGAAGACAAGGGACGCUAUACCUGCAUCGCAGCGAAUGCCCAAGGAUCUAUCAAUCAUACGAUCGACAUCGACGUUGUUGUUACUCCGAAAUUCACUAAACUGCCUCAAAAUCCGACGGAGGUUAUAGAAGGCGAUGCUGUUAUGCUGCAUUGUGCAGCCACGGGUAAUCCCCUGCCACAAAUACAGUGGGACAAAGAUUCACGUUUGAACAAUCUGGAUGAUCCCCGGCUUCAGGUCCUCUCGAAUGGGAGUCUGUACAUAAAAGAGGCACAUUUAAGCGACGAGGGAAUGUACGGUUGCACUGCAGGUAACAGCGGAGGACUGAAGAGGGUCGAAGUCCAAUUAAACGUGAGAGCUAUAGAUUCGUAUAGACCGGAAGUGGACGUUGACGGUUACGAUGGUUCGAUGAUGACGAAAACGGUGACGAUAACUUUGAGUGUAGCAGCUGCUUACAUGGUUCUCGUCGUCGGUCUAAUGCUCUACUGCCGUUAUCGCCGCAGACGCAGAAAGCAACAGUAUCUACAAGAACAGGCUGAGGAAAAACUGGAGAACGGCGAAGUGCAAGAAGAGCAAACGGAGUUAAAGGCAACGAACCACAAGAAUUCGGGAGGCGGAGGGGGCGGCGGAUCGAAGGCUCGAGAGAAUCGUGAAUCGCACAAGAGCGAUGGAGCGGAGACGGGGCAGAGUCAGAGUAGCAAUCAUUCGAAAAAGUCGAAAUCGAGUUACGACAAGUUGACGGUGUCGCGUGGAAAUUUACGUGAAUUGAAGCCUCUCGGAAGGGGUGAAUUCGGAGACGUAUUCUCGACGAAAUAUCAGGUGGACGGCGAGAAGGAGCACGCGGUGAUGGUGAAGAGUUUGACGAACACAAAGGACGAGCAAGUGUUGCAGGAGUUCAAGAGACAUUUGGAUCUUCUGCACAAAUUGAAUCACGAGAAUGUGGUUAAAUUGAUCGGAUUGUGUCGAGAGGAAGAGCCGGAUUAUAUGAUAAUGGAAUUCACGGACUGGGGCGAUUUGAAACAGUUCUUAAUCGCUUCCAGAAAAGAAGGGAGCAACGCGAAUGGAGGGAGCGGUACGACACCAACCGGAAAUGGCGCGAGUCCGUCUCACGAGACGAAAAAACGUGCUCCGCAACUCUCGGUUGCUCAGAUUCUCUCGCUGUCCAAUCAGGCAGCGAAAGGACUGAAACACUUGUCGGACAAUCGCCUCGUCCACAAAGACAUCGCCGCGCGCAAUUGUCUCAUCGCGAGCAAUCUGAGCCUCAAAAUAUCAUUGCCUUGCAUGACCAAAGAGCCCUACCAGCAAGAAUACACCAAGUAUCGUAAUCAAGUUCUCCCCUUAAGGUGGCUACCCUACGAGGCUGUUUACGAAGAUGAAUAUUCAACCAAAAGCGAUGUUUACUCGUUCUCCUGCCUAGUCUGGGAAAUUUUCCACCAAGGUGAAUUGCCCUUCAACAAACUCAACGACGACUCCGUCAUGACCCAACUGAAGAGCCACAGCCUCGUCUGGAAAGCCCAUAAAGCUGCACCCCCCGCCCUGCAAGAAUUACAGACAUCUUGCUGGUCCAACGACCCACGCGACAGACCGACCUUCGAUGAAAUCGUCACUAAAAUCGGCGAAAUCGUCGUCGACAGUUGCCUCUAAAUCCGCAAUCAUGGAUAUGCUUCCAUCCCUGCCCACUUAAACUCGACGAAACGUCGCGUGAGACUCUAAACUAAAAUUCCGAGAGAUUUAUUGUCUCUCUACUUGUCGUGAGAUGCUGCCAAGCUUUCCAACAACGAGACCCCAUGGAAUUUAUCCACUUCGGUUACAUUCUUCUAGGCGAAAAUUGAGGGCUCUUUAAAACAAUAAUUUAGCAGUAAAGCUUCUCUUUUGGCUUCCCCUUCGCUGAAAAACUUUGAGCAAGCUUACGAAAAACGAGUGGAUCGAAAUAUUGAAAGAUCGAUAAACAAAACAAUUUGCUGAUUCGAUGCCGCAAAAAUUCAAGGAAACUUUAAUUUUGGUGUAACAACGAUAAGCUAAUUGCAAUUUUCUCAUGGUCUUCGACGAUCUUCCUCAAAGUUCCAUGGGGCGUUGUUCAUUUUUUUUUUACUUUUUAUUACACGUAUAAAUGGUGAUAUAAGAACGAAAGUUCCGAAUUGUUUUGCCCGUGCGCACGUGCCCGCAAUAAAAACGAGGGGAAAAAAAUAAUAGUGGAAAAAAGAAAGAUAAAAAGUGAAUGGAUAUGUUAGUCAAACGAGUUCAAAGAACGUCCAAUUUCCGUCGGUCUCACGAUGAUUAUUCUGUCGCGUCCAUUAGUAUCAUAAGAUUAACGUUGUAAUGAUAAUAUUUAUUUCCAAUAGAACGUCCGCUGCUCUGUAUCGUGAAAUAAUUAUUCAAACGGGCAUUUCUCGUAACGUUUCUCGUAAAAAAAAAAUCGUUAACAUCGUUUUUAUCGACAAUUUGAACAAACGAUUUGUAAAUCAAAUCACCGAUGAUUGCGAACAUUUUUAUUUUUUCUGGACACACAAAGUCAUCGAUCGAUUGAAUCACCUUCGCGCGAUAAUGAUUCAACGCCAAAAGCUGGUUGAGAAUAAUUUUCUUUUGUUUUUUCAAGUCAACGAUAAUUGCCCAUUUUGC